Messenger RNA from Rhinocladiella mackenziei CBS 650.93, 276 nucleotides. RefSeq lists its product as uncharacterized. The record is from RefSeq and is a predicted model, not a curated record. NCBI's taxonomy places the organism in Eukaryota, Fungi, Ascomycota, Eurotiomycetes, Chaetothyriales, Herpotrichiellaceae. The transcript has 2 exons. The coding region runs from base 1 to 276 and encodes 91 amino acids.
AUGGCUUCAUUCGACCCCGCUGAAAAGAUAGGCUUUGGAUGGAAAAGGUACAAUGACGGGUCUGUCAGGAAGCUUGUCGUCCAUGAAGGGCGAUACUGCCUUGAAGACGAAGAGACGAGGAAGCUAAAGCCCAUCCCUAACGCUGUCCCUCCCCGCCGUGAUGAGUACGGUGUUGACACCUCGAAUUCUUUCGUGGUACCCUGGCUUAUGAUAGUCUCAGAACCGUCCCGAGAUCUGAAGAAAGGGAAGCAAAUCAGCGUCCAGGGCAUCUCCUGA